Messenger RNA from Apis laboriosa (Himalayan honeybee), 2606 nucleotides. RefSeq names its product BTB/POZ domain-containing protein 1-like. Gene Ontology annotation, molecular function: protein binding. The coding region runs from base 238 to 1953 and encodes 571 amino acids. The transcript has 6 exons. Gene Ontology annotation, biological process: neurogenesis. NCBI's taxonomy places the organism in Eukaryota, Metazoa, Arthropoda, Insecta, Hymenoptera, Apidae. The record is from RefSeq and is a predicted model, not a curated record. Gene Ontology annotation, cellular component: cytosol; P-body.
UUUGAGUGCCAUUUACGAAAAUACACGCAUGUAGGUAUUUCGGGUGGCACCUGCUGCUAAAACAGGUGAAAAGAUUCCUUUUAAAAUGAAAUUUAUAUUUUUCAUCAAUUUAUUUUAGUUUUACUACGUUGAAUUGUUUAAUAUUCGUACGUGCGGAAUAUUAAAUGAACUCAACAAAACGAAUAAAGUAAUGCAAGCAAUCGUGCCGUUUUUGUUGACACGAUUUGCAAUAAUUUAAUGAAAAAGAGCAAUACGUCAAAAAAUAUUAUAUUUGAUUGUGUAAAAAUGUCUUCGGAAGCUUCCUUGAGUGAUGUGCCAACUGUUGUGUCGAGACUGCAUAAUUUACGCUUAGGUCAAGAAGACGGUGAUGAACCGCAACAAAAUGUGAAUUUUACUAUAUCUGGAGAUUCGUCUUCAGAACCUGUACGAAAUAUUCAACCCAUUAGCAAUGUUAUUCUUUCACGUGCCAGACGUGCGCUUAAUUUUGUUUGCGAUGAAGAUCAACCAACUUCAUCAACAGCAAGAGGAGAAUCUUCACCUUUAAAUGGUGAUAAGCCUCCAACAAAUGUAGCAAAUACAUUACAUUUGGAAGGAAGAUCUCAAGAUACUGUUGCUUUGGAAAAUACAUCUACAAAUGGUCAAGCAACAGUAGCUUAUAAUUGGCAAGGUACAAAGGCAACAAUGCGUGAAAGAAUUGUUUUUCUUUUCAAUAAUGAAAUAUUAUCAGAUGUGAGCUUUAUAGUAGGAAGAGGAUCACAAAAGCAGCGUAUACCAGCUCAUAAACUAGUCUUAUCUUCUGGAAGUGCAGUUUUUGAUGCAAUGUUUAAUGGAACACUUGCUACAGCUUCUUCAGAAAUAGAAGUACCUGAUGUAGAACCUGCUGCUUUUUUGGCAGUACUCCUUUUUUUAUAUACAGAUGAAAUACAAAUAGAUCCGGAAACUGUAAUGACAACAUUAUAUACAGCUAAAAAAUAUGCAGUGUCUGCUUUAGAAAAGCAUUGUGUAGAUUAUUUAAAAAAUAAUUUAACCAGUGAUAAUGCAUUUCUUCUUUUAACACAAGCUCGUCUUUUUGAUGAGCCACAAUUGGCUGCAGUAUGUUUGGAUACUAUAGACAGAUUUACUACAGAAGCUUUGAAUGCUGAUGGAUUCACAGAUAUUGAUAUUGAUACAUUGAAAAUUGUUUUGGAAAGAGACACUCUUCGUGUUAGAGAAUCUAAAAUAUUUCAAGCAGUUUUAAGAUGGUCAGAAGCAGAAUGUAUAAGACACCGUUUACCAGUUACUCCAGAAAACCAACGUUUUGUCUUGGGUAAUGCUUUUUCAUUGAUUCGUUUUCCUUUGAUGUCAAAGGAAGAAUUUACAGCUGGCCCAGCACAAUCUGGACUUCUUAAUUAUUCAGAGGUUCUUUCUUUGUUUUCAUACUUUAUAUUAAAUCCAAAACCAGUAGUAGGAUUUCAAACAAUGCCACGCUGUUGCAUGACUGGUAAAGAACAAACUGUAUGCAGAUUUCAACAUACUAAAAGUGGGUGGGGAUAUAAUGGAACAAGUGACCGUAUAAGAUUUAGUGUUGAUCGACGCAUAUUUCUUAUUGGCUAUGGAGUCUAUGGUAGCAUACAUGGCCCAGCAAUAUAUGAAGUAUUAAUUGAAUUAAUACAUACUGCUUCUGGAAAAGUGAUUGCUACAAAUUCAACAAAUUUUAGUUGUGAUGGUUCAAAAUAUACUUAUCGCUUAAUGUUUAAAGAAUUAGCGGAAAUUCUACCAAAUACGAUUUAUACUGCAUCAGCAACUUUUAAGGGUCCUUAUUCACAUUAUGGAAGUAAGGGCUUAAAAACAGCUAUGGUAGAUAGUGAUUCAGGAAAUGGGAAAGUUAAAUUUGAAUUUAGUAUUGAAACAGGAGAUAAUAAUGGGACGUCUUCUGAUGAAGGGCAAAUUCCUGAGCUUAUAUUUUAUACUUAAGAACUCAUGUACAUAAUGAUGACAUUCCAUUUAUCAGUUUCAUUAUCUUUCAAAAUUUAUUACAUUAAAUUAUAUUAUAUAACAUAAUGUAAAUGUUAUAUAUCAGUUUCUUUGUCAAUUAUGUAUUUUAUUAAUGCUUAAAAAACUGAGUAUGUUUGAAAGAGUUUUAAACUUUGUUUGUAUUAUAAAUGAAAAAUAAUUUUUUAUAUCUUGUAUCUACUUGAAAGUAUUGAAAAGAUUUCAAAGGCCUUAUUAGGAGAAGAGACUGAUUCGUAUUACUGAUGUAAAAUUAAAAUUAAAAUGAAUUACUUAUUUUUAAUUAGUUAUUUUAAUAGUCAAUUUCUUCAAAAGUAAAACUUAAUUUCCUAUCAAACCUUAGCAUAAAUAAGGAUUUUAAAAAUUUUAAAGACAAAUAAAUUUUAAUAAGGCAAACAAACUUGAAGAAGGUAACCAUAUAUUAAAUAACUUACAAAUAUUAAUAUUUAUGAUUAAGGACAAUCUAUUUUUCUAUUUCUUAAAAUAAUAUGUACAUGAGUGGUAUAUUUACAUAUAAUAUUUACAAAUCUGCGUGAAAAAAUAGUGGUCUCAUUGUCACUGUUUAUAAAAAAUUAUUCUAAUAAUUUUCUUCCUGAUAUAUAAAAUAUUAGAAAGUA